This is a messenger RNA of Penicillium nucicola, 183 nucleotides long. RefSeq lists its product as uncharacterized. The record is from RefSeq and is a predicted model, not a curated record. Lineage: Eukaryota; Fungi; Ascomycota; Eurotiomycetes; Eurotiales; Aspergillaceae. Bases 1 to 183 code for a protein of 60 amino acids. The transcript has a single exon.
AUGAACAUCAGUGACUAUGCAGGAUCAGCCGAAUGGACUGCCUUGCAGGGCAGCAGUGUUGGCGCAGUGUUGGCGCAUUGCUACCACGCCAACGUGGGCAAAUUGGACCGUGGCCUGAUCCUUGUGUUCCAUGAAGUCAUCGAUAUCAACAAGCUGGCUCCGAUCUCUCGAAUGGGAGAUUGA